GGGACAGAGUGCCAUUGCAUGCAUGUAUCCCCUAAUGGAGCAGUGUCCGGAACUCAUGGCAAACAUGGGAGAAGGGGCGAUGGCGAUGCCCUCUCAGGCGGAUCUGCAUAAAGCCUGCACUCAGAUGCCUUCCGGCCCUUGCGUAAAAGCGAUGAAGUGCGUAGCCAGCGCUUCUCAGGGGACCAGCAUGGGUAUGGACGAACACUUUAGACCCACAAACAACAUGACCUUCCUCCUUCCGCUCAUUGGAGUGACCUGCGGAUUACUGAAGGAGCAGGUCGACUGUGUAACAACGGAAGUGGAGGAACAGUGUACAGAAAUCACUGACCAGAUCAAGCAGAUGGUCACUAUGAUGAACACUGGCUUGCCGGAUGGUAUCGUCUUCCCCGAGUACGACGUCCUGAAAACGUUCAUAAGAACCGGAUGCACAAACGUCCCAGAAGACAUGGCUACCAACAAAUGCGCACGAGACCAUUUAGAGUCUGCGGCAUUAAAGGAGUGUAUGACAAAAGCGAAUGCCGACUUCAAAACUCCAAUGGAGAUGAAGAGCUGCGGAGCCACGGAUGCCCGGCUCAUAUGCCUCAAAGAAUCCGUCGAGAAGCCAUGUGGCAAGAGCUAUUACACCGCCCUGGCCACAAAGGGAGACCACUUUCUAACGAUGCACAUUUUCACGUGUGACCGUUCCACGAGCGCCGCCCCGGUCGUCCGUCUGUCCGCCGCUGCUUCGCUUGUAGUUGUAGCUGCUGUCCUUCUUUUGUAAACUCGAUGGUUCAUUUUUUUAUGUUUGAUACAAAAUUGUACCUGUACUCAAACAGUCUUGCAAUCUGAUUAAAGCACCGUGAUCAAUUGAGUCUGUAUAGGAUUUAUGAAGAUUUCAUUUUAAUCAGAUUGUGCCGUUGUACAUUCAGAUCUUGAAAUAUGCUCGUUUCGCCUAGUUUAUGUAUUGAAUAUGAUAAAUUGUAGCCUUUAUAUACACUUUGGAUCACUUGUUCAGGAUGUGACAAUUAUUUUAAAGCUACAUUCAUUUUUUAUGUAUUCUGUAAUACAAUACCUAUCUUUUUACAUACACUGGCGUGAUUUCUACAUGUAUACCGGAAGUUGUCACUUGCAUAACUUAAUAUUCUGAAACAGUCUGCGGAAUAACAGUUUUAAUUGACAAAAUUCAAACUAGGAACACAACACAUAUACUGGGGCUAACCAAAUUAUGUGGCAGAGUUAAUUUUACUGAAUAAACUUCCGUUACAGCUUUAAAUUAUUCUUUUUAGCAAUAUCUUUUUUCCAUCUUACUUCUCAUGUAUGGGUUAUUUGUUUUCCGCGUUGACAAGAUAAUGUAAUGAUGUAUCCUGUUUGUUGAAGGCAUGUGCUACACGUUUCCGGAAGAGUGUUUCAAAAUCUAAGUUCUAGUAUUGUAUUAUAAGUACUUUAUUACAUAUGCAAAUUUAGAUAAAUGGCCUAAGACUACAGUUACUUUUACUAUAUGUUUCAUAUAUACACUGACCUGGAUUUUCACCUUAAAACAGUCCAAAUUGAAAAACAAGUAACUGGCUCAUGUAGAACAAUCCAAGGCACAACAUUUUAUCACAAGAAAACAUAGGAUUGACCAAUGCAUUCUCUCACAAAAUUCAGAAGUAAUACAUGACCCUUAGUUCUAGACGGAAUAAGGCUAAAAACAAAAAAAAAUACAUGGUUCCACAGGCAAUUAUUCUUUCAAUUUUUACACUAAAAUAUCAUUUUUUGCGAUACAGUUUCAAAUUAUGUUAAGCUCUGUGCUAAUAGGCUACCCAUUACUUCUUUUUCAUUCAUCUUUAAUAGAAUAUUGAUACCUGAACACAAGCACUCUUUUUUUCUGUAUUCACAUCCAGGUCAACGGGAGGGGGGGGGGGGCAAAUAACUGUGGUCUUAAGCCAACAAGAGGGUCAAUGAGGACCCCUAAGAAAUGAACAUGAUAUAUGGAAUGUUUUUACUUAAAAAACUUAUGUUAACAGUCAUGGGAAUUCAGAUACAAAUGAUAAUAAUGGUGUUAUGGCUCAAUUUUAAGCCGGAGAGCAAAAUCUUUUAAUGUAAAAUCUCGUCUCAAGACAAAAAUAUCAAAUAUUCAGUUGGGCUUACAAUGUUUUGUAGAUGAAAUAUUAUUCGAAGAAACGUUAUUUUGAGGAGUUAUGAACCGGGCUAUUUUUCAGAUCAAUGGUGAAUUGGGGAUAAGAGUCUCAGUGGGGGUAUUGAUUGAGAGCGGGGAACAAGUGCCUGUAGUUGUGUAGAUGCCUGGAGCACUGUCGUCCAGACUAUCUGCAAUCAAUAUCCGCUGAUAGUUCUGCCAAAUAUAUUGAUUAAUUAGGGCUAUAAUUAUUUCAUGGUUUGGGUUAAUUUUAAUAUUGAAGCUUGGCUAAAUCUUGUAGGGGACCACGGGUUAAAUCAGGGAUAUUUUUUAUGAAAAUAUUAAUAUUGACUCAUAUUAGGGCCUUUUGUGUUUACUUGAUGAUUAAAAUUAUUCUGCUAGUUAAUUGGACGUUGGAUGGACGAGGAUGGAUGUUUUUUAAAACGUAAUAUGAGCCUAGAGAUCCCGAAGCCUACAUGUAUGUAGAAACGACGAAAAUGCAACAAUUAUAGGUUGCAAACAGUCAGAUUUAGAAUAGUUUAUACAUAUUGAACUUAAUACUUUAAGAUACGUUUUCGUCUAGUCAAGUCUUAUUAAAUCAAAUAUAUAUAUUGCCAUGGAUACAAAAGCAGUUGACACAUGGAAGUGUUUACAGACCUAUUUAUUGUUUCAAUUAGUAAUCGCCUAUGCAAAAUAAGUUUUUUGUUUUUGUUGUUGUUGCCAUCGUUGUUAAGUUAGUGUUAAGAAUUUUUUUUUAAACUGAUGUUUUAGCAAACUUCAUAUUGAAGAGAUACAAUUUUAAAGGUGUUUGUGAGAAAACAAGAUUAAACUUUGCAAACUGUGUUAAACAUUUCAAAUUGAUAUCGUGUUGGUGGUGUUAAACUGUGUUGAAAAACACAUUGUUUUUUUUAUAUCGCUCAACUGUGUGGAGCAAGUGUAUAUUGUAGUUGGUUUGUUGGUACUGAACUGUGUCGAAAAUUGGCACAAUGUAAUUAGUUUGUUGGUACUGAACUGUGUCGAAAAUAUGCACAAUAUAAUUAGUUUG
Mya arenaria is the source of this 3140-nucleotide messenger RNA. RefSeq lists its product as uncharacterized. The record is from RefSeq and is a predicted model, not a curated record. Bases 23 to 760 code for a protein of 245 amino acids. The transcript is spliced from 5 exons. Lineage: Eukaryota; Metazoa; Mollusca; Bivalvia; Myida; Myidae.